AGUGAAAGUGAAUUGCCUACUUGUUGCAGCGAGCAAAAAGAAAUACAGAGGACAACGUGAGUACUAAAACCAGAAGGUGGAGCAAGUUUCUCCUCUCCUUCUCAGUUAAAAUAGACCUCCAGCACCUGCAACUAAAAGAGAAGCAGCGAUGUGGUGGGCACGUGAUCGCGUGAAGGCGCCCGUUGGACGGGGCCUUGAAGGCGGAGAUGUAGCAACAGGAUCUGGUUCCGGCCAGCCCGAUGAGCUUGUAAAAUUGGCACUGGAGUUCGGAGAUUUCGAGACUGCGUGCUCCUACUUGGGCAGCCGGCUGACGCAGAUGAGUGCCAUGUGCGAGACGCUAAAUUAAAGCUGUACCUAAUCCAUCUUUGGAAGCAUCCUUGAAACGUAUAGGGGAGUAUCGCAAUGGAGUGCUCCCCCAUACUUUUCAAGGAUGCACUUGAAAGAUGCAUCGCGGACAGUUCUAACUAGAGGCUAAAAACGAGGAUCUGAAGAGGUGUCGGGAUGUUACCGACAAAUUGCAGACGUUGAUGAAGCGCUUUGAGAAGCAACAUCAAGAAUUAAUGAUCGAGCGCGAAAAAUCACAAACUCUCACGUUAUGGCUCAAAAUAACCCAUCUCCACGUGAAUCCCGCUAAAGCACUGCGCUGGCAGUGACUGGAAGAGUCUCUCGGGCUGUACUGAGCAAGUACUAGGGCGAGUAUUUUAACGGGAUGCAUUCGCGGGAUGGGUGGAGGGUAGCGCUAAUCACAGCAAUUCGACAACGCAAUGCGCGACUCGAAGAGGCAAACGACAGGCUCAUGAAACAAAACCAAGAAAUGAAGCAGCAGGUACCUCUCAGUUUUAUUUUGUCAUCCUUUCGCCCAUAUUGAUAACGUAAACAUCACACCUUUUUAAGCACCUCUACAAUUACUCUUGCACGAUCUAAUGGUUGGCGAAUAAAUUGAUACUCUUUUUGCAUCGAAAUUUUCUAAAUCUAACCUUUUCUCGGACAGAUUGACGAGGCGCAACAAAUCAACGAGCGGAAGGCUGCAAUAGAAACGCCACUAGUGAAGGCGCGAGCAGGGCAGUGGUAUGUGGAGACAGCGGCAAAACUCGAAGAGUAUCGCUUAAAGGGCGAAAGACUAGCCGAUAUAUGUGCGCAGCAGCAGAGCUUUAUAGAGGACCACUUCAUGAAGACGUUGCUUGCGUCAGACAACGGAGAUAUAGAAGCGAUGCCGGAGGGAAGCGCAAUGUACUCUUUUCUCGUCGGAAGUAAUAAUUAUUGUUGCAAUUAUACCCGCGUUCUGGUCCCAGAGCUAGAAAACCUCUACCCUUUCGAAGAGCAAGCACAAAAAUCACUUGUUGCUGAAAGCUGCAUUGCCGGUCAAGCCGAUUAAAUUUACCUCCAAACGUACAACAGCAAGCAAUACAACGACUGGAAGAAGGACGUCGAUACUAGUUUGCUGCUGUUUGAUUCGAACUAUUCUGUCAAGAGUCUGGCACUUUUUGGGGACCAGCCAUCGAGAAAGAAGCGUUCAGCGGAUAGUAUUGCUUUCGGAGAUUCUUUUAGGCUUGAUAGAAUUUUUAGCCAACGGUAUCCUCGUCCUCCGGUUUUUAGUAAGUAUAAUAGUUCCAAGGAAUUGUCUUAACUACGUACAGAACGAGGAUGAAUGCCUUCGCACUUAAACAAAACAACUUCGUUCUUGUUGGAGCGUUGCAUGGAUCCCUCUCACUUUGUCCGCAGGUCAGGAUGGUACAGCAACUGCCAGUGAGGCGGCAGCGGGGACCGGAGACGAGGCUGAGAGGUCGCAUGGCUCUUCAGAUGGGGAACAGUGCUUGCCGAGUAUCAAGGAGGAGACUGAUAAUGAGUUCACGAAAAGCGCAGUGGACGAGGACAACAAGAGGCGGACUGUGGGUACGCAGUUUCCGCCGCCUCCACUCGAACUGAGCUUGUUUUCUGAAAAAAACAAACGCAGUCUCGCUGACCGACAAAAGGGAGCGCUUGACUCACUGCAUGUGACCACUUUGUAAAAAUUAUGGAAUCGGCAUAAGUGUACAGCUACAGAUUCAUUUCGUCGUGACGUAAGCUUAUCAUCAAACAUGUACAAAAAAAAGUCAUGACCUGAAUAAAGGGCUACACUUAGAUUUACUUCUGCCUGUAAAGAAAAUUGAGCAAACUAGCUGUCUAGUGUUUAUUAAACACCAUAAAGAUAAAUAUACAGACUUCUUCAUCUUUUAUUCAUCUUUCUAUUGAUUCGACAUUGUGCAUAAGAAAACCUGUGUGGACAACAUGGUUAUCUCGCUUCUCCUUGUGGUGUAGCUGAGAAUUUCCCUAAAUUUGAACAUCGAACAAUCUUCACUGUUACCUAUAUGCUGUCGUCAGACUGCAUUUUGCUAUAUGAGUGUCCUCUGUCUAAGCUUUCUGAUUCUUGAUAUCUGGACCGCGAAAAUCAAAAUGAAUCGUGCAUCUGCAUUGCAAAUCAUGUGCUGCGUGAAUGGGCUAGCGAGUUGUCUCAGAGCUCGCACCAUAUCAUAAAGGAAGUACGAUCUUGGUGCGAAAAGAAU
Molecule: messenger RNA, 2543 nt
Organism: Amoebophrya sp. A25
Lineage: Eukaryota; Dinophyceae; Syndiniales; Amoebophryaceae
Source: the annotation of a GenBank genome assembly